Molecule: messenger RNA, 920 nt
Organism: Laccaria bicolor S238N-H82
Lineage: Eukaryota; Fungi; Basidiomycota; Agaricomycetes; Agaricales; Hydnangiaceae
Exons: 6
Coding region: 1-768 (255 amino acids)
Biological process (GO): protein phosphorylation
Molecular function (GO): protein kinase activity; ATP binding
Source: RefSeq, a predicted model, not a curated record
AUGGUACAAAAUGUUCGAGAGAAGCUCAUCAAGCGACUUCAAUCGGAGGUUAUUGCUUGGCACCGUCUAUGUCAUCGCAACGUGUCCCAGCUUUUUGGGAUAGUACAUCUCUCACAGAGCAUUGGCAUGGUCUCGCCUUGGUGCGAACAUGGGACGCUUUGCAACUAUCUGGAGCAUUUCCCGAGCGUGAAUCGAUUAAGACUUCUCGCCCAGGUGACUUCUGCCAUUGCCUAUCUCCAUACAUUCAGGCCUACCUUUGUCCAUGGGGACUUGAACGGAGGAAACAUUCUGGUUCAUGAGCGUGGAUAUGCGAUCAUCACCGACUUUGGGCUCUCCAAGGAAAUGUCCGAGACCAUCAGCAAGGGAACAUCUUUCUUUGCCGGGUCAACCAGGUGGAUGGCGCCAGAGCUUAUUAUGGCACUGGUGGAAGACGAUGGGCAAAUUCCUCCCAUUACAACGUUUAGUGAUGUGUACGCAUUUGCUUCGGUGUGCCUUAAGGUAGCAACUGGACAGCUUCCCUAUCCUCACAGAACAAACGACCAUGCUGUAACCGUGGAUAUCAUUCGAGGAGUCAAACCUACCAGGGGAGCAUGUUGCCUGGUCCAAGUCAAGAACGUGGAUGUCUUUUGGGAUACUAUACUCUGGAUCGCUGUUGGGACUCCAUUGAUUACCUCCGCCCUAGCAUGCGUGAGAUGCUCACGCUAUUGGAUGAAAUGGAUCCAGAGCGAUGAUCUGCUCCCCCAUCGUCCCUGCUCUACAGUGAGUUGAGUUCCCUUGAAUGAGCGCUGUAUUUGUACUUAACUUAUUUGUCUCGUAUUCCCAAGUUUUCUUUUACUUUCAUUUUUUCCCCAUUCUUUUCGCUUUGAGUUCCCAUCCGUUUUUCCAUCGUUGUACAUCUGUAAAGCCAGCAAAUAAACUGU